AUGCUGCUAUUCACCGCCCUCUGUUUGCUCCAGGGCAUCGUUUUGGCUUUGCCCUCGGCGGCGACGGGUCAGGGUUUCGCCUGCAGAUCUGAACUCCCGUCCGAGGAUUCGCUCCGGAAGCUCGCCAAGUCGCAGCAUCGCGCGUUCUGUGUUGUCAAGCCGCACCCCCAUGGCGGUGAUGAUGCGCCCGCCAUAGUCGAUGCCCUCAGUAUCAAGUGUCGCUCCAACGCUCUCGUGUACCUUCCCGGCCCCGUCUACAAUAUCAAGACGGUCAUGACGACGGCCAAGCUCGACGACGUCGCCAUCCACCAGCCGGGCCGCCUGCUUUGGAGCACCGACAUUGCCUAUUGGCGCUCCGUCUCCAUGCCCGUCGAUUUCCAGAACCAAACUACGGUCUGGUACUUUGGCGGUAACCGUGUCACUUGGGACGGCUACGGCGUCGGUACGCUGGACGGUAAUGGCCAGAUCUGGUACGACUGGGCCAAGAGCCGAGGCAACCUGCCGCGUCGGCCCAUGAACAUCAACUUCCGCGGCCUCACAAACUCCGUCAUCAGACGGCUCCGGUUCGUCCAAAGCCAAAUGUGGACGAUGGCCAUCACCUAUUCCAAGCGCGUCGACCUCGACGAUAUUUACGUCAGCAGCGUCUCCAACAGCAAGUGGAACACGCUCAACACGGAUGGCUGCGACACCAUCUACUCAGACGACAUCACCUUUCGCCGCUGGUACGUCAACAACGGUGACGACGCCAUCGCGCUCAAACCCAACUCGAGCAACAUCAAGGUCUUGGACAGCGUCUUCGAAAACGGCCAGGGCGUCGCCAUCGGCUCCAUGGGACAGUACGACGGCAGGUACGACUACAUCACCAACUUUUACGCCCGCAACAUCACCCUGCGCAACACGGCCCACGUUUCCUACCUCAAGACCUGGGCCGGCCUCUCGCGCGGCUACCCUCCCAACGGCGGCGGCGGCGGACUUGGCCGCGCGUCCAACAUUGUCAUGGAGGACGUCAGGGCCGAGCGGCUCCGCCGCCAGCCAUUUUUCGCCUGGCAGUGCGAAAACUACUCCGGCUUCGCCGGCAAGGACUGCCACUCUAGCAAGUUCAAGAUGGACGAGCUCGUGUGGCGGAACGUCCGCGGCACCGUCGACGACGCCGUCAACGAGGUCGGCUGGUUCCAAUGCAGCGCCGCCGCCGGCGGUUGCAACGGAAUCACCGUCGCGAAAAUAAACUUCCGAAAGGUCAACGGCACGCCUCUCGACAGGUGGCACUGCGAAAACGUGCAUGGUAACCAUGGUUUCCAAUGCUGA
Molecule: messenger RNA, 1305 nt
Organism: Drechmeria coniospora
Lineage: Eukaryota; Fungi; Ascomycota; Sordariomycetes; Hypocreales; Ophiocordycipitaceae
Exons: 1
Coding region: 1-1305 (434 amino acids)
Biological process (GO): carbohydrate metabolic process
Molecular function (GO): polygalacturonase activity
Source: RefSeq, a predicted model, not a curated record